AUGGGCCAUCUACAUUACCUCAUUUACCCAGACAACGACCCCAAGCUUGCCAGACUAGCCGUGCACUGGGCCACAACUCUAGUGUUCCUAUGGAGCUUUUGUUUCAACUUCGGCACAAUGGCAAUCUGGGUGUUCAUGAUCGCAAGCGGCAACCCUCCUUCGCCCAACUUCAUCUUCAUCUACGGCAUAGCUGAUAUGGCGUUGCUUACCGUACUGCUCCUGAUCUUGGCAUUCUUGAGCGUACGUGUCUCCUGGGUCGAGCGAUACUUCAUCUACCCUUCGGUUCCCGGUCUCUUCUACGCGGCCAAGAGCCUCCUCCGCCGGUUUCGUAAGACGUGGCAACGCAUCAGGGCGCUAAGGUCGAAUGAAAUACCCGAGACCGAGACCGAGACGGACUGGCGACAGGCUUACGGAAGCAGCUCGGGGGAUCCAUAUCAAGCGGCAUCGAUGAUAGUCUUCCCGUCGACAUCUGCAGAGAGCGUCGUCGAGGAUUUCCCUGCAUACGACGAAGACGGCGGUGGUAGCUCAGCCAGGGCCCCAGAGGAGGGGACGACGUACGAGCUCUUCCCCAACGCGCACCUGCAUGAUCCUAACAGUGGCAGCCACCCGUCGCGCAGCAGUCUGCUCAAAGCGAAAGGACCGGAUCGUCGUCCCGAUAGCCACCGAACCAGCAGCGCAACGUCGUCGAUGCCCUCAAUAUCGGAGCUUCAAGAACUGGACAUCGACGAUGACAUCCGGCCGAGUGGGAGUGUCCGACCGCCGCGGGAAACUCACAACGGAAACCGGAGCCAUACAGGAAGGGAAGAAAGAAGGAUUGGCAAAGUGCCGCAGCACCAUGUCCAAUAUUCGCCCGCAGACAUUCAGCAUCAUAAUAGCGUGCAUGCCGUCGUCGUCGUCGAUGACCCUCAGCAGGGUUCCUCGCAAGAUGGCGCUCCGAUCAGGUAUAAUGAUACACUUGUUCCUAAAGAGUCUCUGGUGAUGGUGCGGGGAACGAGACUCGAGGAAACGGGUCGGGAUGUUGAACUGAACUUUGAGUCUUUUAGAGAGGUUCGGUGUUAA
Anthostomella pinea is the source of this 1059-nucleotide messenger RNA. NCBI's taxonomy places the organism in Eukaryota, Fungi, Ascomycota, Sordariomycetes, Xylariales, Xylariaceae. The record is from the annotation of a GenBank genome assembly.